Messenger RNA from Ctenopharyngodon idella (grass carp), 5120 nucleotides. RefSeq lists its product as uncharacterized. The coding region runs from base 2307 to 3440 and encodes 377 amino acids. The record is from RefSeq and is a predicted model, not a curated record. The transcript has 2 exons. Lineage: Eukaryota; Metazoa; Chordata; Actinopteri; Cypriniformes; Xenocyprididae.
UGCACAAAUAAUAUACUUAAAAAGAACACACUUAAGUGUGAAUUAAAUGUAAUGUUUUCAUCGCUUAAGUGCAUUCUAUUUGUAAUUAAUUUAAAAUGUAUCACAGAUUAAGUUCAUAUUAAAUGCAAUAAGUUGAACUUUUGAGUGAUUUUUUGAACCAAUUAAGUGGGACUUUAAAACAACUUUAUAACCUUCGUAAUUGCUUCUAGUAUCUUUAAAAUAUAGUUGAAGUGCACUGCUCAAUGUACCUACAAGCAAUUAAUGUGAACUAAAAUAUAUUUUAAUAUCAGUUAUCAAUACACUUAAGUGGGAAUUAAAUGUAAUGUUUUCAGCUGCUUAAGUGCAUUCUAUUUGUAAUUAAUUUUAAAUAUAUCACAGAUUAAGUUCAUAUUAAAUGCAAUUAGUUGAACUUUUGAAUGAUUUUUUUGAACCACUUAAGUGGGACUUUAAUACAACUUUAUGAUAACCUUCGCAAUUGCUUCUAGUAUCUUUAAAAUACAGUUGAAGUGCACUGCUCAAUGUACUGACAAGCAAUUAAUGUGAACUAAAAUAUAUUUUAAUAUCAGUUAUCAAUACACUUAAGUGUGAAUUAAAUGUAAUGUUUUCAUCGCUUAAGUGCAUUCUAUUUGUAAUUAGUAUAAAUGCAAUAAGUUGAACUUUUGAGUGAUUUUUUUUUAACCACUUAAGUGGGACUUUUAAUACAAUUUUUUUAUGUACUUUGAAAUAUGGUAAAAGUGUACUUCCGAAUGUACUGACAAGUAAUUAAUGUGAACUAAAAUAUACUUUAAUGUCAUUUACAUGUACACUAUUAUAUAAUUUAAUACAUUUGUAAUUACAUUAUUUACAUACAUUUUUAUUUAAUUUAAUACAUUUGUUAUUACAUUAUUUGUAAUUACAUAUAAUAAUGAAGUUACAAUUUAGUAUAUUUCAAAAUAUUACAAUCAACACAAAUGCAAAUUGAAACCCUCUACAUUUAUUGACAAAACAAUCUCUAAAACAAAUACACAAAAACCUUUUUGUUGAUGCACAAUGUGGGAUUACAAAUUUAAGAAUCUGUUUAAGAUCUGCUGAUCCUACAUCCUGACAUAACAUCACAUGAAAUGCUACGGUGAAGUACAUUGUAUUUAGCAUUUUAAGGUAAAAAGGAUGACUUUCUAAGAAAAUCAAGUCAGGCAGCCCAGGUGUCUUUAUGCACUUCCUGACCAUGUGGCAUGACACGCUCAAGACACAGUUCUGCCUUUGUCUCUAUGAUAAUGUGAAGGUAUGGGCAAUACUGUCAGACUGAUUGGAUUAGCACCUAUGCAUUUGAAUGACACUGUUAUGCUGAUUAGAUCAGGGCUGCCGGUAACGGGCUGAUUCCUGCACCACAUUUGCAUGCUUUGUUUAGAUUGUCUCCACCUCUACUGUAUGUAUCCCUCCCCCUUGAAUGUAUAUAAACUACAAUGUACACUGCCUUAGUUGGACUUGGAUGACUACAGCGACACACAGCGCGUUUCUCAAUAAAGAGUAACUUCUGCUUGAAAGAUAUCCCAAUGUCUCCUGGUUUCUGCUUCGACAAGGAAAACGUUUCCUACAGUUUUGGUGCCGUGACCCGGAUAGAGCUCCUCACCUGAAUCCAGAUUGAAACUUCAAGCUCAAAAAAGAUCUGACUUCGUUCCAGACUGAAUUUUUCUGUACAACCAUGGGUUGGUGAGUGCGACUCUAUCCAAAAGAACCUUUAAGACCAGUACAAAUUUGUUAUCCUCUGCGCCGUCAGAGAAGAGUUAACAGACAACUGUAGAGUUUGGUUAACUAAGUUAUCUUCUAAAAAAUUUUCUUUUAGAGAUGAAGGUUAUCCCCUGUUCAUGCAGGGAAGAUUAGCAUUACGUGCUAAUAUUGGUUAUCCUCUGUUCAGGCAGGGAAGAAUUGGUUAUCCUCGGUUCAGGCAGGGAAGAAUUAGCGUAAAGUGCUAAUAAGAAGGUGAUUUAUCCUCUGUUCAACCAGGGAAGGUUAACAACAGUUACAGUGUGUUAACAGUAGUUUAUCCUCUGCUUUAUAAGGGAAGGUUGUUUAUCCUCUGUUUAAUCAGGGAAGGUGGUGUGUUAACAGAAUAUAGUAAUCCUCUGCUUUGCUAGAGAAGAAAGUUCAUCCUCUGUUAAGUCAGGGAAGGUUACAACUGUUUCAACUCUUACAGUGUGUUAGCAAGUUGGUUCUACUCUGUUCGCCAGAGAAGGUUGAAUACAUUAUGAUGUGUAUUAACUAGGUUAUCCUCUGCUCUGUCAGGGAAGUGUUGAAAGUGUAUUGUUGUGCCAGAAAGACAUUACAAAAUGUUGAGAAAGAACGCUAGACUAAUUCCAACAACUGAGAAAGGUGGACUAGCUACCCCUUUAUGGACAGAUAGUGAGUUCAAAUCAUUGUUAGGAGAGCACAUGGACUCAAUAGUGACUGAGUCAGUCAGAUUGGAUUUGACAAAGAAAUCUGGGAUUCAUUCAGAAAAAGUUUGGUCCAUUGAAGAUUGCAAAAAGGUACUUGGUGCUUGUAUACAGAAGAAAAAUAGGAAGGGCAUUAUCUGCUGCCACAGAGAAUUUACUCUAUCCAUUGCACAAGAACAAAUCCAACGUAUUGCUAAGUUAGAAGAGCAGAACAAACAGUUGCACACCCGAGUGUCUCGUCUCACUCAGAAGUUGGGUUGUAACAAAGCAUCAACCAAAAGUGACUCAAAAGACCAACAGUCAGAUGAAAGCUAUCCUGACUUACAGUCUUUAUGUAGAAUAGAGGACAAUAUCAAUACUGGAUUGAUGGAUAAGGAUGUAAAUGCAGUUGAAGUGUGUGGAGCGAGACAAAAGGCUCAGAGUAGGGUAAAAGGGGUUGGCGCAGUUCCAUCUGUAACCCCCAUACUGCAGUUACAAGCAUUCAGUACCGCUCUAGGUCCUGAAGACAUAGAAAGACUUGCUGAGAGUUUACCAUCAGUGCAUAGAAUUUUUUCUGAGUUUAGGAGAGAGUUGUCCACAAAAAUGAAGCUCUGCGAUAUGUCCCUAGCUGAAGUCAUCCAGCUAAUGUCACAAUUCUUGACAGAGUCAGAAUUCAAUCAUUUUGAAAGUGCUGUAAAUAAUUCUGAGUUUCAGCAUUCUAGUAAAGAUGAAUUGAAAGAAGGAGUUCUGAGAGUGUUACAGAACCUUGUUGGACCAAAGGUGGACCGGUCAAAGAUCACUAGUUGUGUACAGAAGAAGGAUGAAACUGUAAGUGAGUACACUGAAAGAUUUUGUCAGUCAGCUGCAGCAUACAGUGGAAUAGCUGACACUCUAGAGAAGGUGCUAGAGGAUAAUGGACCAUUGGUCCACAUGUGGUUUGAUGGUCUUUUAUCAGAAUACAGAAAUGCAUUGCCUUUCUUAGACCUCACAUGGUCCAAUGGAACCCUGCAAAACAACUUGGAUAGGUUAGCUACUUGGGAAAGAGACUGAUGUCAAGGCAAGAGUAAAGAUUGCAGCAGCAUCCUUUGAGGUCAACACAGAGAAUCAACAGAAAUGUAAAUGUCCUAAGAGAGAGGGCAAUUGUCAUUACUGUGGUAAACCUGGACAUUGGAUGAAAGAGUGUAGGAAAAACAAAAAGACAUUAAGAGAAAUGAACAGCUUUACUUUGCUCCUACUCAGUCUACUUGCUACACUGAAACUGCCCCUCCCCUCUACUCCAAACUCUUGGAGCAACAGCUUGCUGACAUACUAACAAUUUGGGCUGUGAGUGCUUAAAUUCCCCACUAAUUUAAAAGAAAGCUGAAAGACUCAUUCUGAACAAAAGAAACUUGACUGUCACUUCCACCAUUUGAGGGACACGGGUUAAGUACACUCACAGCCUUAAAUGUUAUGCUACAGCACACUUUAGUCACUUAUCCAUCCUCUAUGGGUUAUGAUGUCUGCUAUGACUGAUGUUUCAUUGGAAGAUGGAGAUGUAACACAGUAAAGUUUGCAAAUUAAUUACAGGGAGAGAAUAGGACACAAAGACCAGUGAGGAGCCAAGGGAAGAACCGAAGUGCAACAGGCCUCGGGGGCCAACCCUGUGGUGAAGACUUCCUCGUAGGUUUCCCCCUCUCAGUAGUUUAUCCCCACCUUACUGGUCUAUAGGUGUCAAAUUGAUUAAGACUAGGUUAAGAAAAAGAAGAACAAAACCACUAUACGAUCACUGGAAGUUUAUUAUGAUAAGAGUUAGACAUAAAAACUAUACGAUCAUCAGAGGUCCAACGUACUAAAGUCUAUGCAUGAAUACUGCUGGUCUGCUGUUUCUUUGUUUUCUUGUGUUGCAGGUAUGUGUAUAUGCCAUGAUGGCUUAUAAGCAGCACCUGGUGUAAAGCAUCACCUCAGAUAUCCAUGAACAACCUUCAUGAUGACAGAGUCAUCUGAGCAACUCGGAGGUGCACAACGACAAAGAAUCAUCUGAGCAACUUGGGACAAACAUGGAAAUGCAUUGGAAAUGGACUCUACAGGGAACAGACUCCACAGCUAUUCAGGUGCCAUGGACUUUUAGGACUUCCACGCUUAUGCUACAUGGUUUUCUGUGUCAUCGUGUAGUUUAUACAACCCUGCGUUGUAUAUGUGUGUCAACAGUAUACUCAAGUAAAAGAACAUCACUUAUGUAAAUGUCGGACACGACACAGAAUAAGCUGUAUGUGCCUGUAACUGUUACAAGUUGCAUGACUGGAAGAUGGGACUUAUGUUAACAAACAUAGGUUAUAGAAGGGAUUUAAGAAGGUUUAAAUUUGUAUUAUGUGAGAGUUAUUAGAACUCUCAAAGGGGGGACUGUGGGAUUACAAAUUUAAGAAUCUGUUUAAGAUCUGCUGAUCCUACAUCCUGACAUAACAUCACAUGACAUACUACGGUGAAGUACAUUGUAUUUAGCAUUUUAAGGUAAAAAGGAUGACUUUCUAAGAAAAUCAAGUCAGGCAGCCCAGGUGUCUUUAUGCACUUCCUGACCAUUUGGCAUGACAAGCUCAAGACACAGCUCUGCCUUUGUCUCUAUGAUAAUGUGAAGGUAUGGGCGAUACUGUCAGACUGAUUGGAUUAGCACCUAUGCAUUUGAAUGACACUGUUAUGCUGAUUAGAUCAGGGCUGGGAAAAUGCCGGUAACCUUUAAGACCAGUACAAAUGUGU